Messenger RNA from Bipolaris victoriae FI3, 870 nucleotides. RefSeq lists its product as hypothetical. The transcript is spliced from 3 exons. The record is from RefSeq and is a predicted model, not a curated record. The annotation marks the transcript as partial. NCBI's taxonomy places the organism in Eukaryota, Fungi, Ascomycota, Dothideomycetes, Pleosporales, Pleosporaceae.
UACGUAGUUGCUCAACUGGGCCUUAAUAAUGUUUAUUAUUACGCAUUUGACUAUAUGCUGGAAACUAUGUUUUUAGAGCCUCUCUUACUAUUUAUGUUAUAUUAUUAUCUUUUAAAAAUAGAUGCGGAUAGAAGAAAUCUUCUAAACAUAAGUAGUCAAAAUGGAGAUGUAUCUGCAUCAUUUAACACAUGUACAAACAUACAAUCAGCAGAAAACUGUAAAGAAUUCUCAGAGACUAUACACGGAGAUGGUAAUUUCGAUUUAAGAAAUAUAAACAACAAACUGGUACUUAAAUCUAUUAGAAUUAAACUACAUGACAGAGAUGUCAGAAUAUUAACUUAUAUUCAAAACACUUUACAUAUGGUUAGUACAAAAGAAGAAAUGUUAUUUUUAAUUAAGAAAUUAAAUGGAUUAGUUAGACUUAAAGUAGAUAGUUUUAAAAAAUCCUGCGAAUAUCUAAAUGUAGAGUAUGUAGAAGCUAAUUAUAAUAUUAGCGAAAAUGACCCUUAUUUAGCGGGAUUAGUUGACACAGAUGGUACUAUUGUUUAUAAUUAUGCUGGCAAUAGAAUAGAGUGUAACUUAGAAUUUGAAAAUAACAAAUAUACUAGCAAACUUAAUUUAGAUAAUGUUAUACCCCAUUAUAAACCAUCUGUUGCUUUUAGAGAAUCACAUAAGUCUAUAACAUUUAAAUUUCAAUCAGUUAAAGGUAUGGUUUUUCUAUAUGAUUAUUUUAUGCAAAAUAGGUUAUAUUCUGACUUUAAAUUUUAUAGAGUUUCAAAGAUAAAACGAUUUAUAGAAGUUAGAGAUUAUAAGAAUGAAGCUAAAAACAGUACAGAAUUUAAAAUAUAUUCAGAUUUUAUACUGGAUUGA